CGAUUCAAAGGCUUCGGCUUCUAUCGCGUUCAUUGAUCCACUGUUCGUUUAGCAUCUUUUUGAUCAACAACUGCAACGACCGCAUCGCAUGGAAGAGAAGUUGAUUUCACGUUGAACGACUGCCCUACUCAAGAAACAGGAUCUCGAGUGGUCCCUUGCUUCCCUCUUGGUCUUACAAGACUCCUUAUGAACCUGACCUUGGGCAGCGGUUUGAAUGGAACCAAAUCAGUCCACAAGUUGUGGUGAUAGAGCCACAUUGUUGGGAGAGACCAGCUUCACUCUGAGAACCACUGAGGACAUCUGGUUUGGAUGCUGCUCCUGCACCUAUGUCACCAGAGAUCAGCAUGCAAUUUUAAGCCACCUGGUUGCCCAUGGAGAUGAACAAUUCAAGCGCCAGCUUGCUCCCAUAUCUGGCUCUAGGUCCCAGGUGCUCAGCAACACUCAAAAGUGGAAAAGUGAUAAGUUAUUUGAGUGCAAACUGUGCCCCAAAGCCUUUGCUCACAGUAAUAGUCUGAUCCACCAUAGACAAAUACAUGCAGGUGAAAAGCCAUACAAAUGCAUGCUGUGCCCCCAAGCCUUUUUUUAUAAUUACACCCUGACUCGCCAUAUUAGGACACACAGUGGUGAAAAGCCAUUUAAGUGCAUGCUGUGCCCCCAAUCCUUUUUUCGGAAAUAUAAUCUUAGAAUCCAUAAUCAAAUGCACACUGGUGAAAAGCCAUUUAAGUGCAAGCAAUGCCCCCAAGUCUUUGCUCAAAAAUCCUAUCUGAGAAAGCAUAAUCGAACGCACACUGGUGAAAAGCCAUUUAAGUGCAAGCAAUGUGCCAAAGCCUUUGCCCAUGAUUCCAGUCUGAGAAAGCAUAAUCGAACACACACUGGUGAAAAGCCAUUUAAGUGCAAGCACUGUCCCAAAGCCUUUGUCCAAGGUCACCACCUGCGAAGCCAUAGUCGAACGCACACAGGUGAAAAGCCAUUUAAGUGCAAGCAGUGCCCCCUAGCGUUUUCUCAAAAUAAGGGUCUGAUCCGCCAUUAUCGAACACACAGUGUUUAAAAACCAUACAAGUGCAGUCAAUGUUCCAAAUGCUCAGAAUAGGAGUUUAUCCGCCAGAACUGGAUGCAAACAUGCUGAAUGCUUUGGGGUUAACCCACAAGUGGAGCCUGCCCUAGCUGUGUCUAAUAAUUUUACUUGUGCAGAAUUUUAUGCCAUUUAAAUCAAGCUAUUCAUAUACCUGAGGGCAAGAUAGAUCUCAAAGCCCUUGCUCGGAUUAACCAUUAAACUCAACUUCAUGCUGACACAUGAAGUUGACAAACCCUGUGGGCGGUUGCAUGAUUGGGAGCAAGGAGGCCUUGCAAAGGCCAGAAAUAUCCGAGAAGCUUUGAUCGUAAUCCCAGUUUCGUUGGCCGCAUACACUGCACACAGAGCCGUACUAUGUGGCCUUGCUUUUGAGCCUCUCGUCCAAACACCACUGUUUGUCAUCACACAAAUGUAUUGGGGAGUAGGACUUGGCAGCAGGGGCGGCGCCAGAAUUUUUUUCCUGGGGGGGCACAUCAUGAUUACUGAAUUUGGAGGGGGGUCUUGUUUUCUUUGUUUAUGCUUACCUUCAUAGUAGGUUGUGGCAAUAGGCGGAACGCUUUUUGCUGAUGAAACCUUGCCUAAGGUGUACGCAAUUGAGGAUGGCUUAACGCUUAAUAUGAACAUCCAAUCAUAAUUUAGGUACACAUUUUUAUUGGAUAUCAAUUAAUCCACAUUCCUUCUCUUGUGUACUUACAAUGUUCUUUUUUUGUUUGUUUGGUGAUUAAUCUCAUAAAGUAUGAUAGGACCCUCAUCAUUUUUAUGAAGUUUUGUUUGUUGCAUUAACUCAAAUUCAUUUGUAAAACAUUGAAAGCUUUAAACGAAUGUGUCGUUUAAAGGGACCAUGGAGGCAGUUUUGAAGUUUUAUUCGACGAUUGAAAUGGAUGUCAGGCACGUCUCAGAUACUGUUGACCAAGUUCUAUCCCGAACAGAAGUUUGGGUGCCGCACCAAUCGAGCAAACAGGCGCGGUAAUAAUAGCGCCGGGAAUGAUGCCCGAGACCCCACCGAGGCGGCGGCAGAAAGGUGGACUAAAGUGCGCCGAAGCGUGACGACAACGGGCACCUCGCCUGGCGAUUGGUUCAAACGAUAGACGCGCUCUUGGUUUCGAUUUUGGUGGUGAGAUGUGAUGAAAAAAGUGUAUUUGAACGUUGGAUAAUAUUUUGAAGUUGUAGUUGUGAAUUAAUAAGUUUCAUACCGUGUAUUAAAGCAUAAUCUGAAGCGAUCCCUCCAUUUGUCACUGGUUGAACGCAUCCCGCACUGCUACCUCGGGCGCGUAACAAGCAUCAAGCAACCAUGGACAAAAAAAAGAAAACGAGGUACGAGCACCGGGGGCGGCGGACUUUUGGCUUUGGUUUCGUGCGUUGUCUCGUGUUCGCUUUGCGAACUGGUGUCUCACCAAUCAUGCCGCAUUAUGUGGAGUAGUAGGUUGUGUGAAAGGUCGGCUAAAGACGUGCGGUCGAUCGGGCGACGUUAGUUUGCAUAGACUGCCGACCGAUCGGUCGUCAAUCCAGAGUUCUGCGUCCUUAGCAGCAUCUCCCGUUCAGUCGGCGUGAGGUCGCUGAACGGUAGCUCAAACUCGUUUGUGAGCGUGGCGUUGUCGUCCAUUUCUUCCAGGUUUUCUUCACAGACCGCCGUACACUAGAGCGAACCACGGGAACCACACUGAGUGUGCACUAAAUCCUACCGAUGCCGACAGUGCUCCCUGACGUCACUUCUCUUUCCAGAGGCGAAAAAGGGAAGAAAUCUGAAUGUUUGUUUCGGUUUCGCAAAUUUAUUUGCAGGUACAGAAAUAAGUCGCAAUGUUCUAGAAAAAGUUGUGUGGCAUGCCAGGACCCCAAUGCUUGCGGAAAGACCUUCUUUUUAAAAAAAAAAUUAAAUUGCCUUCAUGGUCCCUUUAAGAAAAAUGAAUAUAUAAUGCUAUCUCGGACACUCGCAGGUUCAUCAGCAAAAACAUUAGGAGGAUCGCACUGCGUUUUACAAACUUGUGUACUCCAAGCGCCGACAAUAUAGCCAUCUGCAAACUAAAAACAACUUUUUCAUAGAAAUCACAGUAAGGGCAUUGGCAAUAAACUUUUGACAGCUAGAAAGAAGCUAGUUUUUUGUGGAAUUUUUAACUUUUAUUUGGGAAUAAUCAUGACCUUUGUUAUUCACUAUGAAACUCAUUGAUACUUGAAUAUAUUAUUUUUGAGAAUAUGUGGUCGUAGAAAAGAACGCGAUUAAAA
This is a messenger RNA of Ixodes scapularis (black-legged tick), 3292 nucleotides long. RefSeq names its product gastrula zinc finger protein XlCGF49.1-like. NCBI's taxonomy places the organism in Eukaryota, Metazoa, Arthropoda, Arachnida, Ixodida, Ixodidae. Gene Ontology annotation, biological process: regulation of transcription by RNA polymerase II. The transcript has 3 exons. The coding region runs from base 215 to 1048 and encodes 277 amino acids. Gene Ontology annotation, molecular function: DNA-binding transcription factor activity, RNA polymerase II-specific; RNA polymerase II cis-regulatory region sequence-specific DNA binding. The record is from RefSeq and is a predicted model, not a curated record.